AUGCCUGUCGGAAACGUGCCCAUCGUGAACAUUGUCCUGGACUGGGUGUUUGACGCCGGACUGACCGACGUGCUCAUCCUCGUUCCGCCCGAGUCCGAGGCUGCGAUCUCUGAGCACCUGCAACUCGAGUACUCGAGCAACAACAAACUGCACAUUACGCUCAAGAACUACACCGACGGCGAAGACGACGAGGACGAGGAGGACAAUGAAAAGAUUGGUACGGCGCGUCUGCUGAAGCAGUUUAGGAGUUACAUCAAGCACCGCGCGCGCCCGGACGCCGUGCUGACUUCCGUUUUCUACGAGCCGACCGAGUCUGUCAAGGACAGCGAGGAAAAGCUGCUCGUUGCUACCGACAAGGAGACCGACGAGCUCCUCCUGAUCGAGCCGCUCGAAACGCUGGAGGAGGACUUUUCCGUGCGAAUGAGCCUGCUCGAGUCCCACCCGUCCCUUUCGCUCAGCACCCGACUGCUGGACGCCCACGUCUACGUUUUCCGCCGCACCGUUCUGGACCUCCUGGCCACGAGAAGGGGAAGGGACCUGAGCUCUGUUCGCGAGCAGUUUGUUCCCUGGCUGGUGAAGGGAGCCUGGCAGGAAGGUCUCGGUCACCGAUGGGCGCCUAGUGAGUGUAGAGCCCUUCUGCGAUCGACCGCUACGUCGUACAAGCAGGCCCGAGCGAUCGAGGAGCUGUCGGCCCCGUCAUCCGUGCUCAGUGACCACACCCCCCUGCCAUCGGGCAUCACUGACGGCGAGGAGCUUGCAGACUUCAAGGCGAACGUCACCCGGGGUGGCAAGUCUGCGCGUCGCCGUCGCGAGCCGAUUCCGUUCACGUGUCGCGUCAUCAUCCACCGUCCCGAGGUGCCCGAGGUCCCGGAGAAGGGCAAGAAGUCGACCGCACCCGAGCCAGAGUACAUUAUCCGCGCCAACUCGCUGCCCGGCUACUGGGAGGUCAACAGGCGGGUUGUUCGCAAUCUCGCUGCUCAGCAUGCCGCCGCCCAGGCUGGCAACUCGAAGGGUGUCCACAGCACGCCGCUCUCUCACCAGCCCCAGCAGCCCAGUGGACCCGCCGACGAAAUCUCGGCGUCGGCUCAAAUCUCUCCCGACUCGCUCGUUGGAGAGGGCUCGCGUGUUGGCGACCGAGCAAGCAUCAAAAAGUGUAUCGUCGGACGGCAUUGCAACAUUGGCCGUGGCGCCAAGCUCACCAACUGUGUUCUCUGGGACUGGGUCACGGUCGAGGAGAACGCGAGGCUCGAGAAUGUCAUUCUCUGCCCUCACGUGCGUAUCGGAGAGAAGGCCAACAUCAAGGACUGCGAGUUUGGCCCUGGGUUCGAGGCCAAGCCGGGAGACACGAUCAAGGGCGAGCGUCUGAUUGCGGGCCAGGAGGCAUAG
Trichosporon asahii var. asahii CBS 2479 is the source of this 1386-nucleotide messenger RNA. Its product is annotated as translation initiation factor. The record is from RefSeq and is a predicted model, not a curated record. Gene Ontology annotation, molecular function: guanyl-nucleotide exchange factor activity; translation initiation factor activity. Lineage: Eukaryota; Fungi; Basidiomycota; Tremellomycetes; Trichosporonales; Trichosporonaceae. Gene Ontology annotation, cellular component: eukaryotic translation initiation factor 2B complex; guanyl-nucleotide exchange factor complex. The transcript is spliced from 3 exons. Bases 1 to 1386 code for a protein of 461 amino acids. Gene Ontology annotation, biological process: cytoplasmic translational initiation.